AGCACUUGCACUGGGUAUAAAUGUUGGGAACCUAACUCUAUUCAAAUUCAGUUAAAAUUUAGAUUUUAAUGAAAAACAAAAUUUAUUUCAAAAUGAAACUGUUGUUGGUGCUUGUCUUGGCCAUUGUUGCCCUUAUUUCCUCAUCGGCCGCCCUUAAGGAUGAUAUCUGUGGCUUGGAACAUUCGAUGAACGGUGAUGGCAGCAUUAGCUGUAAUGCCUAUUUCCCAUCCUGGUCGUACAUCGCGGAAACUAAUGAGUGUGGCCAAUUUGUUUACGGCGGUUGUGGUGGAAAUGAUAAUCGUUUCGAAAGCUUGGAAGAGUGUGAAAACAAGUGCAAAGAGUGAAAUUGUUUUGUGGAAAUAAAUGAAAAUGUCUAACACAAAAAAUAAAAAAA
This is a messenger RNA of Musca domestica (house fly), 394 nucleotides long. RefSeq names its product male accessory gland serine protease inhibitor-like. The record is from RefSeq and is a predicted model, not a curated record. The transcript has 2 exons. NCBI's taxonomy places the organism in Eukaryota, Metazoa, Arthropoda, Insecta, Diptera, Muscidae. Bases 69 to 344 code for a protein of 91 amino acids. Gene Ontology annotation, molecular function: serine-type endopeptidase inhibitor activity.